UCUAAUUAAAAAAUAAAUAUUUUUUCAUCGUUUGCCGGAACAUACCCCUACUCGUUUUGCUUUCUUCUUUACUUAUUUGGCGCGGUUUUUGUCGAACUCGGUAAACAUUGAUGCCGGCAGAAAAUGAUUGUUAAAAGGUUACACAGUCGUGAGUAUGGUCUUUCAGAAAGGUUGGAUUUGUCAAAUGUAUUGGAAUCAUUUGAAUCACUAAAGACAGAUGAGUACAUUGGGGAAGAUGAAGGGGCAUUUGUUCCUCCCCUUGCGUGCGAGUUCUGUAAAGUCAAAUCAAAAGGGCACAUCCUAGCUGUGGUAGAUGAGAAUGGCUUUAUUGUGAUUUACAACACAAAUAAAACUGGACAGAUGGCAAUUCAGGAUGACUGGCAGGCACACAACAACGCAAUAUUUGACAUGACGUGGAUGGAGAGCGAGGAGAAGAUACUGACGGCUUCCGGGGACCAGACAGUGGUAAUGUGGGACGUGGAGAAACAGGAGAAACUCAAUGUGUUCCGGGGGCACACAAGCUCCGUACGAUGUGUGUGUGCGCAGAGGGGAAGCAAUGCCGUGUUUGCCACUGGAUCCAGAGAUGGUCAUAUCAUGAUAUGGGAUGACAGAUGCCAGAAAAAAGAUGGGCAUAUCUCUCCUGUGAACAUAAUUAGGAAUGCUCAUUCAAUUACCCUGCGCUCACAUGGACAUAAAACUGCCAAUAGAAAGCUUGGACCACCUCGCGACAGCCAAAUGUCUGUGACAGCGGUGCUCUUCCAGACCGAUAUGAAUCUCUUUUCUGCUGGGACUUUGGAUGGAUGUAUUAAAGAAUGGGAUCUAAGGAAAAACUUUUCCAUUUCAAAUUCUGAUGCAGUGCCAAAAGUAACUAUCACAUAUCCAGGCAUGUCUAAGAGAAGGCUCGGUUAUUCCAACCUUGUAUUUGAUUCAAGUUACAGCCAGCUCUUUGCCAACUGUAGGGAUGAUGUCAUAUAUCAAUUUGAUGUCAUCAACAACAGCCCCAAACCAGUGCACAGUUACAAGGGCCAUGAGAGUGGUUCCUUUUUCAUCAAGUCGUGUGUCAGUCCAGAUGAUGAGUAUCUCCUCACUGGGUCCACCGAUGAAAUGGCUUACAUCUACAAGAUUGGCUGUCCUAAGCAAAGUCCCAUUGUCUUGAAAGGUCACAGCAUGGAAGUGUCUGAUGUUAAGUGGUGUCCUACAGAUUUUACAAAGUUAGCCACCCUGUCUGAUGACAACACCAUGAGGAUUUGGCGACUUCACCGUAGACCCUGGCCUGCUGACCCAGGGGAAGUGACAGGGACUGCUGAGAGAACCCACAAAGAGAUCGGUGUAUCAGCUGAUGGUCUUGAACAGAAGUUAACAGAGAAAUCUAACCAUACGUUGAUCUCCAGCGUAAAGGCAACAGCUGUUAGUGAAUCUCGUGUGUCACCAAUGAUGUCACCUUCCAUAAAGACCUGGCUGUCCAGAACUUCUCCAAAGACCCAAGUCAGUUCAUCACAAAGCCAGAAAGCAACCCAGUCCAGUGAAUCCAUGAAAAAGGACGAACCCAGCAAAGUGUCCAUCUUUAAAGGAAAUCGUCUGCCCUGCAAGAGGAAGUUGAUUGAUGAGGACAGCGAAGACAGUGGGUCCUUUGAGAGGUUCACAAAGAGACAGCGUGUACAGGACAGUCCUAUCAAGGUCGCGGAGUUACGUAGCCCCAGGAAACUGGAAAUCAAACCGAGUCCAAAAAAAUUAGACUUUUCCCAAUCAGCAUGUCUUCAAAAGGACAAAAGUAUGAACCCGUUAAGUGGCAGUCCACGAUUACCCAGGAGUCCAUUAACUUCAAAACCCUGUCUGUCAGCAAUAAACAUUGAUCCAGAGUCUCGCAAAAGUAGUUCACUGGAAUCUGUGUCAUCACCAACUGUUAACUUACCUAACCUAGUGAAAGAGGGCAGUGUCAACAAAAUCAACAUAUUCUAUAAAAAAUGUGAUAAAGAAAACAGUCCUCAAAAACUGAACUGGUUGUCCCAAAUUCGUCAGCAGAAAUUGGCAUCCCGGGAGGAACUCAGCAAGGGAUCGCCAAAGCGGGCACUGUUUGAGAAAACUUCGGAAUCACCAAGGUCAAGAAACUGGCAGUCCAAUUCCUCAUCUCAGAGCAGUAGUCAGGAGGAAAUUAGGUCACCUGUGCCAAAGGGAAUGAAACCUCUGCAUGCUUACUUCAAGAAGAAGCAAGAAAACUAAUUCAGCCUGUGUUCAUCUUUAGAAAUAUAUUGUAAAAAUAUUUUAUUAACAAAUUUUAAGAACAGUGCAAUAAAAUUUAUUUCUUU
This is a messenger RNA of Magallana angulata, 2306 nucleotides long. Its product is annotated as denticleless protein homolog. Gene Ontology annotation, biological process: proteasome-mediated ubiquitin-dependent protein catabolic process. The coding region runs from base 124 to 2220 and encodes 698 amino acids. The transcript is spliced from 16 exons. Gene Ontology annotation, molecular function: protein-macromolecule adaptor activity; protein binding. Gene Ontology annotation, cellular component: nucleus. The record is from RefSeq and is a predicted model, not a curated record. Lineage: Eukaryota; Metazoa; Mollusca; Bivalvia; Ostreida; Ostreidae.